Molecule: messenger RNA, 3028 nt
Organism: Westerdykella ornata
Lineage: Eukaryota; Fungi; Ascomycota; Dothideomycetes; Pleosporales; Sporormiaceae
Product: phosphatidylethanolamine N-methyltransferas-like protein
Exons: 4
Coding region: 102-3023 (973 amino acids)
Biological process (GO): phosphatidylcholine biosynthetic process
Molecular function (GO): phosphatidylethanolamine N-methyltransferase activity
Source: RefSeq, a predicted model, not a curated record
CUUCCCUUCUAGGCAGUCGUAUUGCUAUCGCGGUCCGUCCCCUCGACCACUGCUGGCCCUGUGCGACCUCAUUUGCUCCUCGCCAUCCGUCCGCCGCAACCAUGACGAACCUCGGCAGCGACGCGACUGUCACCAACGACAGCAAGCUCCGAGAGCGUCCUACCGCGAAGCCAGUACGUUUGGAGAAUGCAGAUGACGCGAGACAGCGUGUGCUGGAGCUCAACGAGGAAGAGGAAAGCAAGCAAUUCAAGGAGAAGCGCACGUAUGGCCGCACUCCAGAUGGCACAGUCUUCAUCGUGCCCCAAACACACGACAUGGUGUCGCAGCUCCUGUCUCCCUCGCAACCUAAAAACCUGUCCGACUUGGUAGUUCUUGGAGUGCUCGCAGGCCUGAUACUCACGCUGUACCUCCUACCCCCCACCGCUCGCAUCCCCGGGUUUGCUGUAAUCUUUCUCUUCUGGCGCGCAGCUUACAACGCAGGCCUCGGCUGGUUGCUCCACCACCAGUCCAACCAUAACCGUCUUGUUCUAUGGGCCAAGCACUCGCGCAUCUUCGAGAAGCCCGAAUCGGGCAGAAACCCCCAUCCCCGGCUGUAUAAGCUUCUCAAGCGCGAGAUGGAGACCAAGAUCCCAAAAGAUUACAAGUUCGAUGAAGCGCCGCUCGAGUACAAUACCUGGCUGCUGUUCCGCCGUGUCGUAGACCUGAUCCUCAUGUGUGACUUCGUCUCCUACUGCCUGUUCGCCAUAGCGUGUUUCAAUCGGCCUGAGGAGAGCUGGGUCCUGUGGGCGCUACGGUGGUUCACUGGCAUCGUCCUAUUCCUGUUCAAUCUCUGGGUAAAGCUGGAUGCCCACCGUGUAGUCAAGGACUAUGCCUGGUAUUGGGGCGACUUCUUCUACCUGAUCGAUCAGCAACUGACGUUUGACGGAGUCUUCGAGAUGGCUCCGCACCCCAUGUACUCAGUAGGCUAUGCCGGCUACUAUGGCAUCUCCAUGAUGACCGCUAGCUACAAAGUGUUAGCUAUUUCCAUCAUCGCCCACGCUGCCCAAUUUGCCUUCUUGACUCUCGUUGAGAGCCCACACAUCGAGAAGACGUACAAUCGUCCGCCGCCCCGAAAGCACCAACCUUCGGCAUCUACCGGUCACGCGGAACGUCCGACAUCGAGCCAGUCCGAAGGCGCCUUUGCAGAAUCCACGCAGACUGCUGAUGCACACGACCAGCCGCCUCAAAUCCAUAAUCUCAUUGGCAUCAAAAAUGUGGAUUUCCAUCGAGCAAUCGAUGUGGCCGUGACGCUCUUCGUUUUCUACAUGGCUUGCCUGACACUGCUUACACCUAACACGACGCUUGUCAGAGCCUUCUUCAUAGUCAACGCGUUUUUGUGGCGAUUGUGGUAUGCUCUUGGAAUUGGGUUCAUCCUGGACCGGCAAUCAACCGAAAAAGCGUGGACGCGUCAUUUCAUCAAAUACGGUGAGAGCAAGGAAGAGGCCUGGCAACAGUUCAAGUACAUGUACCACCUAAGCAUGACCAUGUGCCAUGCAUCCUUCCUUUGCGCGGCCUGGAAGAUGUACAGUCUGCCGCCGGAUUGGACGUACGGACUAUGCACUCUUCGGCACGUUGUCGGUGUCGCUCUCAUCGCCUUACAGUUGUGGACAGACAUAAGCAUCUACGACUCCCUAGGGGAGUUUGGUUGGUUCUUUGGCGACUUCUUCUUUGACCCUCCAUCGAAGAACUUGACCUAUUCUGGCAUCUACCGCUUCCUCAAUAAUCCCGAACGCGUCCUGGGCCUGACCGGAGUAUGGGGUGUAGCGUUGAUCACGUGGAGCACCCCAAUCUUCUAUCUUGCAGCGACGGCGCAUAUCCUCAAUCUCGGCUUCCUCCAAUUCGUCGAGCGCCCGCAUAUGCAGAAGCUAUACGGCCAGAACCUGCGUAAGGUGUCCGGUCUGAGUAAGACGCUGCAGCAAUCGCUGCCCUCGCCCAUCAGGAAGCUGCAUAACAGGGCUGAUGGAAUGCUUCAGUCCACUGUCGACUUCAUCGAAGACCUGGUGGAGACUGCACGGCCUAAACUGGCAGCGGGCGUCAACACCUUCUUCAAGGAUACUCCAGCACUGUUCAAGACGUACCCUGCACGCAUCUCCAUCACGCGCCUGGAGCCCGACCUAGCCGGCCUCAACCCCAAAGACUACAGCGUCGAAAUCCAUGGCACCGUAUCGUCUACCCCAACCGACUACUUCCAGAUCGCAGCCCGAGAAGGCGAACUCGCCCGCACCCCAGCCCAGCGCACCAACGAAUUCAAGACGCUCGUCCUCGAAUACGGGGCCCCCAUCAAGGUCCGCUGGCGAGCGCCCCUCAACCACAGUAGAAAGGACUGGAUAGGCCUCUACAUGGUGGCCGACAACCCGUCACGCGAGAUUACCAGCAUCGCGUCCAACGGCCGCUGGAUCGCCACGAACAAGGGCCAAUACGACUCCGUCCGCGCGGAAGAAGGCAUCCUCGUCUCGGACAAGCUCGUCAUUGGCGAAGAGGCCCGCGCCGACGGCGGAGACUCGUCCUACUAUACCGGCGAGAUGGAGUUCCGCGGCGACAAGCUCUUCUGGACGACGGGCGUCUUCGAGUUCCGGUACCACCACAACGGCAAGCACAACGUCAUGGCGUUGAGCCAGGCGUUUGAGAUCAGCAUCCCCAAGUUUGACGAGGAGAACGUCGAGCUCGAUGAGAAGGGGACCAUGCACCGGGCCGUGGAGCAGGCGCUGCUGCCCAUUAUCCAGAAUUGUUUCGAUCGGGAUCCGGAGAUUGCGCCGGGGACGGCCGAGGAGGGAUUUGGCGGGUUGGUCGAAAGGGAUGGGAAGUAUGCGAGACGAGUGGUUUUUGCCGUGUUGCAGAUGUUUGGUAUCGAAUUCGCACCAGAGGUUGUGCAGGCCGAUGGCAAUGUGAGGAAUCUGGCUUGGCGGAUUUGCAACGCGAAGAAAGUCCUGGCUCCCUACAGCAUGUCGUCGGGCAAAGGCAGGAACACGCCUACCUUGCGCUAACUACA